Oppiella nova is the source of this 2227-nucleotide messenger RNA. NCBI's taxonomy places the organism in Eukaryota, Metazoa, Arthropoda, Arachnida, Sarcoptiformes, Oppiidae. The record is from the annotation of a GenBank genome assembly.
UAACCGCCGAUUUGUGGAUCCGUUUCAUAUAAUACAGGAGAGAGACAAUCGCCGCCGGAGUCACACCCGGAAGACGUUUGGCCGCAAAGAUCUGUUGACAACAAAACACAUCACCCGAAGAGGUUAGAAAUCCAUGUAAGGACUGGACAUAUGUUUACGCCACUAAACCCUGUAUUCAAGUGAUUGUGUCUUAAAUGUAAAUUGUGGUCAAAAAGUCUGUGAGUGAAUGUUGGAUGUGAUCAACAAUUACGAGAUAAUGGGCGGAAGAACUCUUAAGAGAUAUAUUCUGAUGGGACUGUUAUGUGUGGUCACAAUAGCACUCAUAUAUCAAUUCAGUUCUCCUACUUGUUUCUCAUCCCAUUCCCCACAAAACCAAUGGAUAUCACCCGAGCGAUUUGUAAUGAGUAAAGACGAACAAACCGGCGAAACACAUAAGUUUGUAUACAAUCGAUAUAUGCCUCUCAUAUUCAUCGGAGGAAUGCCUAGAAGUGGUACCACUUUAUUGAGGGUUCUUCUCGACGCCCACCCGGACAUCAGGUGCGGCGAAGAGACCCGAGUUAUACCUCGACUCCUGGGGUUUCGUCAGUCUUGGCUCAAAGCGCCGUUUGAAUCGCGCAGACUAUCAGAGGCCGGCAUUACCGCCGAAGUGCUCGACCAGGCCGUCGGCGCCUUCAUACUAGAGAUAAUCGCAAAGCACGGAACGCCUGCCCCCAGGCUCUGCAAUAAAGAUCCGUUUACUCUGCGAUCGGCCGUCUAUUUGCGGUAUUUGUUUCCGAACUCGAAGUUUAUUUUUAUGAUAAGAGACGGCCGGGCGGUCGUCCACUCCAUCAUCAGUCGUAAAGUCACUAUUUCUGGCUUUGAUUUAAAAGAUUUCCGGCAAUGCCUUAAGAAGUGGAACGCAGCCAUGUCUGCGAUGGUAUGUAUUGUAAUGUAUGUUAUCUCGUAUCUGAUCCAUGGCUUAACUCUAUGUAUGUGUGAACAGCACUACCAAUGCCAACAGUUGGGAACCGGUGUCUGUCUUCCCGUACAUUACGAACAGUUAGUACUUCAGCCCAAAGUGUGGUUAGAGAAGAUCCUAAGCUUUCUGUCGGUUCCCUGGAAUGAGUCAGUCCUUAACUCCAUCAUCAGUCGUAAAAUCAUUAUUCCUGAGUAUGAUUUAAAAGAUUUCCGGAUGUGUGAACAGCACUCCCAAUGCCAACAGUUGGGAACCGGUGUCUGUCUUCCCGUACAUUACGAACAGUUAGUACUUCAGCCCAAAGUGUGGUUAGAGAAGAUCCUAAGCUUUCUGUCGGUUCCCUGGAAUGAGUCAGUCCUUCAUCACGAAGAACUCGUCAACAAGAAGAACGGAAUCUCUUUAUCGAAGUAUUUACUGGAGCGAUCGACCGAUCAGGUGAUAAAACCCAUCAACAUAGAGGCGCUACUGGAGCGAUCGACCGAUCAGGUGAUAAAACCCAUCAACAUAGAGGCGCUGUCCAAAUGGGUCGGACAGAUGCCCGACGAUGUGGUCAAAGACAUGAGUGAAAUCGCGCCGAUGCUGGCGAUGUUGGGCUACGACCCCAACGCCAACCCUCCCAACUAUGGCACGGCUGACGCGUUAGUUCAGGAAAACAUGAAACACUUGGAGAAGUAUAAGGAGGACUGGUAUGCAAAGCAAAAGGAAAUGAUGUCUAUUAGGGAAUCGAUUCGGAGUUCUCUCGUUAAACAAAAAGCUAAUAAUAAUAACAUUGACAACAAUGUUGUGGAUGUCAUCCAUCAAAGUAAUGAUGAUUUGGACAAAACGGUGGGUCCCCUCCAAAGUAUUACAUGAUUUGGAGUCAACUAUAUUUGUGGAGAAAUACUAAUAAAUUAAGUGAACACUAGAGUUGUGCACAAAUUCAAUGAAAAGCUAUUUCUAAAACAUUUCCAAAGCAUUGGUUUUUCUGUGUGUGUGAAUAGUUUAUGUGAUACCGAUUUCAAGACUAAUUUGUGAUAUAAACCAAAUAUAAACUGAAACUUUUUUAAAGCGAAAAACAGCUAUUUUUUAACCACAAUUCACGGAAUGGACGGAUAAUAAUAGGCUGAGAGCACAGCCUUUAGUGCAAACAGUUAUCUCAAACUUGAAGGCAUAUCUUGAAUGUGAUUCAUAUGUUUUGUGCCAUACUUUGUGCUCAUUUUCUACUCAUUUCAUUAUUCCUCAGUUUUUAAUGUAAUUUUAAGAAUGAUUUAUAAUUGAUUUUUUAUUAAUAUA